This is a messenger RNA of Callithrix jacchus (white-tufted-ear marmoset), 818 nucleotides long. Lineage: Eukaryota; Metazoa; Chordata; Mammalia; Primates; Cebidae. The record is from RefSeq and is a predicted model, not a curated record.
AUGGAUUUCAGCCCACCCAUAUGUAGGAAAGUGCUCUGUAAGGGGCCUUCUGUCAGGAAAUGGGCUGUCAUGAGAGAGAGUGAGCUCAUCAUCGCAGGAGAAUCCGGGGUGUUAAUUCCUGCCCCGCUCACCUCCGGAUUGGGACAGAUGUGGGGGGCUCCUCUUCUUUUGGGACUAGGGGUUGGUGUGUCUUCUAUGUCAGUAAAAGAAGUCCUUCAAAGCUUAGUUGAUGAUAGUAUGGUUGACUGUGAGAGGAUCGGAACUUCUAAUUAUUAUUGGGCUUUUCCAAGUAAAGCUCUUCAUGCAAAGAAGCGUAAGUUGGAGACUCUGAAAUCUCAGUUGUCUGAGGGAAGCCAAAAGCAUGCAAGCCUACAGAAAAGCAUUGAAAAAGCUAAAAUUGGCCGAUAUGAAACGGAAGAGCGAACCAUGCUAGCAAAAGAACUUUCUUCACUUCGAGACCAAAGGGAACAGCUAAAGGCAGAAGUAGAAAAAUACAAAGAUUGUGACCCACAAGUCGUGGAAGAAAUACGCCAAGCAAAUAAAGUAGCCAAAGAAGCUGCUAACAGGUGGACUGAUAACAUAUUUGCAAUAAAAUCUUGGGCCAAAAGAAAAUUUGGGUUUGAAGAAAAUAAAAUUGAUAAAACUUUUGGAAUUCCAGAAGACUUUGACUACAUAGACUAAAAUAUUUCAUGGCGGUGAAGGAUGUAAAUUUUAAACUAUUAUGUAAAUAAGUGUACUGAAUUGUCAUUUGCCUGUAACUAUAUGUAGACUUUUGUUAAUGUUAAAUAAAGUGCAAAAUGCAAAAAAAAAAAAAAAAA